This is a messenger RNA of Lactuca sativa (garden lettuce), 2595 nucleotides long. RefSeq names its product BTB/POZ domain-containing protein At1g63850. NCBI's taxonomy places the organism in Eukaryota, Viridiplantae, Streptophyta, Magnoliopsida, Asterales, Asteraceae. Gene Ontology annotation, molecular function: protein binding. The record is from RefSeq and is a predicted model, not a curated record.
CAUAAUAGUUCUACAAUAGUAAUCAUAUGUUACACCUUUAUAAAGUGUCCAAUAUCGAUCUCCCCUCUACGGCUUCCACUCACCAUCGCACCACCACCACUUCCACCACCACCGUCGACAUAGCUAUGAUAUCUCUCAUCCUCUCUCACACACAUACUUCACGCUCACUGUGUGUGUUCAUAGUACCAACGAAGCAAAACAAUGACUUGGCCCCAUCGAUAUAACUACGACCUCUGACCUGUCAGUCUGUGUGUGUCUCUCUCUCUCUCUAUGCUUUCUCUCUCACACACAACCACCGUAACAUAGACAGUGUCUUGUAUAAACCGCUGUUUGCAAUAAAAUAUCUUUGUUUAUGAGAAUCACAAAACAAUGGUUGAGAGUUUAGAUGCCCAAUUAACCUAAAAGACAAAGCCCAAGAAAGCCCUUAAACUCACAUGGCAGCUACUGCCUCUUCAGACAACCAUAAAAUUCAUCUACAGAAAAAGCCCACCACCAGUAAUAAGUUCAGACGCCGGCGGAUCAAAGAAACCACUAUUUCAUCCACCAUCACUAACCACCAUCAACACCCGUCUGUUGUGUCACCGGAAAAUAGUUCUUGGUGUUGCCCAUCGGCCGUUUCCUCCUACAAACACCCACCUCAACCGCAAACAACCACCGUUAACCCUCAACGCUGUUCGGAUUCUCCGGUCGUGUCUGCGUCAAGGGAAUCUUUAAUUGAAGAACCUUCGUUAAGUGUUGAGAAAUCCGUUAUUUUAUCUUCCGAUUCACCGGUAAAUCGCGAUAAGACAACCAUGACUACUACCACCGCCGUAUACGGUGGCGGUGCUAACCACCACGAAACAUUUCCAUCUUCUUUUACCAAUUUCAACUCUGCUCUCACCGCCGGACUCUUGAAUCCGAUGUCGCCGCCCCCACCCACCUCCGAUAAAACCCGAUCCAGCCCAACUCUUUUCGAGAUGAUGGCUAACGAACCUGAUUGUAAGAUCCCCAAUAAUUCAAACGCCAACGGCAAUGUUUCAUAUCCAACCCCUAAAAAACCCAGCAAUCAUAUGAUCCCACCACCGAUUAUUAUCGACAAACAAGCUUUGAUGCAACAGCGGUUGUUGGAUCUUUUGUCCUGUCGUAGCCCCGGCAGCCAAUUCAAUGACCCAAAUUCGAGUGAUGUGAAGCUCACGUUGACAUCGAAAGAUGGUAUGAUUGUUUCCAUGAAUGCUCAUCGACAGAUCUUGGUGGGUCAUAGUCGGUUUUUCGCCUCCAAAUUAUCAGAUUAUCGAUGGAAAGGAGGGCAACAACCAUACAUUGUUGAGAUUUCUGACUGCGAUGAUAUUGAGGUGUAUAUAGAGUCAAUUAGGUUGAUGUAUUGUAAAGAUUUGAGGAGGAAGCUCAUGAAGGAAGAUGUUCCUAAGGUUCUUGGGAUCUUGAAGGUGUCAGCAGCAAUUGGAUUCGAUGCUGGGGUUUUAUCUUGUUUGGAGUAUCUAGAAGCUGCCCCAUGGGCUGAAGAUGAAGAAGAAAAGGUAUCUUCUUUAUUAUCGGAGCUUCAGCUGGAAGGGGUAGGUGCCAUUGAAGUUCUAAAAAGGGUAUCAGUUGACUUUACAUCAGGGGUUGACCAUGGUGACAAUAAUGAAGAGGUUCUUCUCAAGCUUUUGCACAUUGUUCUUGAAGGAAAAGAUGAAAAAGCAAGGCGAGAGAUGAAAGUUUUGGUCUCAAAAAUGCUUCAUGAGAAUUCAUCAAGAAAUGAUUUAAGGAAAGAAUCUUUAUAUUCGGCUUGUGAAAAAUGUUUACUUUUGUUAAAAAAACAUUUCUUGAAAGCUUCAAAUGGGGAUUUACAAGAUGUUGCUCAAAUCACACGACAAGCGGAUAAUUUACAUUGGCUUCUUGAUAUUUUAACCGAUAGACAAAUUGCUGAGGAUUUCUUGAGGUCAUGGGUGUCUUUGACCGAGUUAUCAGAAGUUCAUUCUAAAGUGCCACCACUUCAUAGAUAUGAAAUUAGUAGAGUUACUUCAAGAUUAUUUGUGGGUAUCGGAAAAGGUCAACUUUUGGCUUCUAAAGAUUUGAGGUGUUUGUUGUUACAAACAUGGUUGGUACCCUUUUACAAUGAUUUUGCUUGGAUGAAGAGGGCAUCACGGGGGCUAGAUCGUCAUUUGAUCGAAGAUGGUCUUGGGAAUACUAUUUUGACUUUGCCUUUAUCUUGGCAACAAGAAAUCUUGAUGUCAUGGUUUGAUCGAUUCUUGAAUUCUAGUGAUGAUUGUCCGAAUAUACAAAGGGCGUUUGAGGUUUGGUGGAGAAGGGCUUUUUGUAAAAAAGAUCGCGAGCAAUAUCGUAUUACAAAUGGAAAUUUCAAGAAUUCUUGAAAUUGAGGUAUUAAUGGUAUAAAAAAAAGGAUACAUUUUUAGGUGGAGGGAUGUGAAUUAUUGAUGUUUUUUUUUUAUGUACAAGAUUAUGGUAAUAUGGUGGUUGGUUGGUUAUUGAUGGUGAUGAGUUCGUUUCCAAGUGUUUUAAUUUGAAUUUUGAAGCCUCAUGUCAUGUGACACCCACCCCAAUGGCUAUAUUUAUUUGUGGUUUUCAAUGAAAUUCUUUCCUAUUUAAGAUUUUUAA